Messenger RNA from Erpetoichthys calabaricus (reedfish), 3298 nucleotides. RefSeq names its product PR domain containing 4 (gene prdm4). The transcript has 12 exons. Gene Ontology annotation, biological process: regulation of transcription by RNA polymerase II; cell fate commitment. Gene Ontology annotation, molecular function: RNA polymerase II cis-regulatory region sequence-specific DNA binding; DNA-binding transcription factor activity, RNA polymerase II-specific; histone deacetylase binding. NCBI's taxonomy places the organism in Eukaryota, Metazoa, Chordata, Cladistia, Polypteriformes, Polypteridae. The coding region runs from base 180 to 2567 and encodes 795 amino acids. The record is from RefSeq and is a predicted model, not a curated record. Gene Ontology annotation, cellular component: cytoplasm; nucleus.
UUUAAGAGUGAGGGCUCAUUGUUCGUUUUUAAUUAUAAUCACACUGUUUACAUGAUCCCUAAGCCCUUGACGCAUGCUCGUCUUGGAAGCUUUCUGCGGUAAUGAACAUCAACACGGCUGCUGGUAAGUCGAAUGUCAGCAGCUUACAGAUAAAACAAUGAACAGGAGAUUCUGCCAGAAUGAAUGACAUUAACCUGAGCCCAGUGGGGAUGGAUCAGUUAAGUGUUUCCUCAGUAAGUGGCACCAUACCCGUGACUGGGGGUCAUCUAGGAUUGGCAUCCUCUCCAACUCACAAUUCCAUUGCUACUACAGGAAUGCCUGUUGCCAUUCCCAAUUUGGGUCCUUCAUUGGGUUCACUACCUUCUGCUCUUUCACUUAUGCUACCUAUGGGGCCCCUUGGAGAUCGUAGUAUGAUGUGUGGUAUUCCAGAAAGAAAUUACACUCUUCCGCCACCUCCCUACCCUCAUCUGGAAAGCAGCUACUUUAGACACAUAUUACCUGGCAUAUUGUCAUAUCUAGCUGACAGACCACCUCCACAAUAUAUUCAUCCCAGCUCUUUAAACAUGGAUGGAACUCCUACCUUGUCUGUACAUACUAAUCCUACUUCAAUUGAUCAUUACCAGCCCAGUGGUACGGUUGGGCUAGAAGCAACUAUGGUUGCUUUGGACUCACGACAAGUUGGGCCUCAUGGAGCUCAGAGUCUUCAUUCUAGCAGUGGACAUGAAGUGCCAUUAGAUAGUAUUGAACCUGUGUCUCGUGUGACCAGCCCUAUUUCUACUGAAGCGAUGGGAGAGGAGCUUACAAUGGAUGGAGUAGCAGCAGAACAUCAAACACUACCCACAAACAUCAGAAAUCAUGAAUCAAUAGCAGUGGAUUCUGUUGGGAACAGUAUGCCUUCAGAAGCAGUGGGUCAUGGCAAUGUUCUUCCUAUUCACACUGGGACUCUAGAGCUGCCUGUUGUUAUGGAAACAGAACAUUUAGGGGGAAGAGUUUCAAAUAGUAACCUGACAGAGUCAAUUCACACAGCUGGUAUCAAUUCUGGCUCAGUAAGUGUGGUACUCUCUAGUUCUCACUCGAUGACCCCACUGGAGCCUGUAUCAAUUCACAGUGGAAAUAUUGGACUGGAGCCAGUUUCUGUUUCUUCUAUCACUGCUGAGGUGUCUUUGGGAAAUGGACAGGUGGAAGUGUCUCCUGAGAAUCUGGUGUUGGUGCCACCGUCUUUGCAAAUGGAAGACUCUAAUUCUAAUAAAGAAAACAUGGCAACUUCAUUUACAAUAUGGUGCACGCUUUGUGACAGAGCCUACUCCUCUGAUUGCCCAGAGCAUGGGCCUGUAACAUUCAUUUCUGAUUCUCCUAUUGAAAGUCGUGCCAGGCAGUCUCUUCCCAGACAACUUGUACUGAGGCAGUCCUUGACUGGAGCAGACAUUGGAGUUUUUGCACGGGACUCCAUUCCCAUUAGAGUGUGCUUUGGACCUUUGAUUGGACAACAGUGCAGCUCUCUUGAAGUCUCUGAUUGGACAGAUAAGACAUCACCUAAUAUUUGGAAGCUGUUCCAUAAUAGUGUUCAAGAAUUCUGUAUCAUCACUACAGAUGAAAAUGAAUGUAACUGGAUGAUGUUUGUUCGGAAAGCAAGAACUAGUGAGGAGCAGAAUUUGGUAGCAUAUCCUCACAAUGGCAAGAUGUAUUUCUGUACCUCAAAGGAAAUUCUUCCAGACCAUGAGCUUCUAUUCUACUACAGCAGGGACUAUGCUAGACAGAUUGGAGUCCCAGAAGUGCCUGACGUUCACACUUGCCACUGUGGAAAAGAGUGCAUAUCCUUCUCAGAACUAAAAUCACACUUGAAUAGCCAUACUCAUAGUCACAGUCAUGGAAACAAUCACUGGACAGGUCAUUCUAAGGAUAAGAAGUUCAAGUGCUCCAUGUGUUCUAGGGCUUUCACCUCUUCCUCAAAACUUAAUGUACAUGUUAUGGGGCAUGUAGGUGUUAAGCCAUACAAAUGUGGAUUCUGCAGCAAGGCUUUCAGUGAUCCCAGCAACCUCAGAAAACAUUUAAAAAUCCAUACAGGUCAGAAGAAUUACCGAUGUACAUUGUGUGAAAAGUCAUUUACUCAAAAAGCUCAUUUAGCGUCACACAUGGUAAUUCACACUGGUGAGAAGAACCUAAAAUGUGACCACUGUGACAGAAUGUUUAUGAGAAGGCAAGAUCUCAAGCAGCACAUCCUGACUCACACACAGGAGCGUCAAAUCAAAUGCCCAAAAUGUGACAAACUAUUUUGGCGGUCCAAUCACUUGAAAAAACACCUCAAUUCCCAUGAAGGCAAGAGGGACUAUAUUUGUGAGAAAUGUAGCAAGGCCUUUCUUACAAAAUACCACCUGACCAGGCACCUGAAAAUUUGCAAAGGACCAAAGAAUAGUGAGUCUGUUCAGGAUGAGGACGAAGAUGAAGAUGAAGAGGAGGAGGAGGAGGAAGAUGAAGAAGACUGCUUGACUGACCCCACAAGCAGGGAAGAUUGUACUUUAACCACAGAUGUGUAUACAACCGAAGGAUCUCUGUCAAGGCACAAGUGAUUAGUAAAUGACUUUUUUAUAAUAAUCUUAUUUCUCAUUUUAUAUAAUUAUGGAACUUUGCCUAUUUGCCUAUUAAAUCCCUGACCUAUCAUGUUUACCUCUGGUGGCGCACUAAUGUAUUUUGUCUCUUAAAAUUGAGUUUUUUCUUUUUCCUUUAUUAAAUGCUUUAAGAUUAAAGAAGAAUAUUUUCAUCUGUAAUUACCACAGAAUUGCAUUAAAACUAUUGCUAUUCAACAGUUAUGCCUUAAAUUACACAUGGUGAUUACAGCAAAUAGUUGGUUAUUUAAAAAUGGACAAGUGAACUUUAUUAUGAAAAUUAUUUAGAUAUAUGGCAGAUUAGGUACUAUUACCCGCUGGCCUACUUUGUUAAGUUUAAAGUUCAAUUGCGAAUGUAUAUAUAGUAUGUUUCUCUUUAGGGAAUUAUGUUAAAAAGUUGCAGUAUGAAAUGUAAAUUAUUGAUGUAUAAAAGCUUGUUAACUUGACAAAGUGGAGGAGAAAAUUUUCUGCUGCCUUAAAGUGGUGUUCAAUGGAAAUGUGAUAUAUUUCUGUGUAUGUAUGUUCCAAGUUAGAGUAUAUGCUGAAUGUAUAAUUUAUGGACUGCAUUUUCAGAUUUUAUUGUAUGGGAGGAAAAGAGUUUUUUAUGUAAAAUUCUAACCUUUGUUAUUGGUUAGAAAAUGUAUCUAAUUGCAAAUGAAUCUGAGAAAGAGAUAAAAUGCUGAUUGCAUCAUUAA